AUGAAGAUUUACGGAAAUCUUGAAGUAAUUAAAUACUUGUAUGAAUUAGGGUAUAAAGGUACAGAAAAUACAUUUGAUUCUGCUAUUGAAAGCGGAAAUCUUGAAGUAAUUAAAUAUUUUCAUGAAUUGAGGUAUAAUGGUACGGAGUAUGCAUUUAAUUGUGCUUUUGAAAAAGCUGCAGAAAAUGGAAAUCUUGAAAUGUUAAAAUAUUUACAUUCUAUUGGAUAUAAAGCAACAGAAUGGGAAAUUACUCGUGCUGCAGAAAAAAAUGGCCAUCUUGAAGUAUAUUAUUAUGAAGAAUUAGCAAUUAAUUAUGCUACUGAAAAUUAUGACUUUGAAUUAGAGCAACAAUUAUAUAAAUUUAAGUAUAAAUAUGAAAAAUGUGCAAUUAGUUCUGCUACUAUAAACGGGUAUGAAUGUUACGAUUGGACAAUUGAUGAUGUUGCUAAAAAUGGUCACCUUGAAAUAUUAAAAUAUUUACAUGAAUUAGGAUAUAAAGGGUAUAAAGGAACAAAAGAUGCAAUAGAUAAAGCUGCUGAAAAUGGUUAUCUUGAAAUAUUAAAAUAUUUGUAUGAAUUUGGGUAUAAAUGUGACAAAUGUGUAUUUUAUUCUGCUGCAGAAAAUGGUCACCUUGAAAUCUUAUAUUUUGAUGCAUAA
Messenger RNA from Hydra vulgaris (swiftwater hydra), 657 nucleotides. The record is from RefSeq and is a predicted model, not a curated record. NCBI's taxonomy places the organism in Eukaryota, Metazoa, Cnidaria, Hydrozoa, Anthoathecata, Hydridae.